AGGAACAGCCUACCCCGGGCUGGGCUUUACAACCUAUGGCUGGAGUGGCCGCUCCUCAGUUGGUGUGAGCUCUGGACUCGGACAGGCGCAUUGCUCUGCCUCUUAACAUCGUUGACUGCGCUUUUACCUGCCUGCUCUUUUUCUGUCAGUCUGGAGACACGGGGUGUUUUAAGUCGCAGGAUAGUCUCAGUUUGGAUCGUAAUACAUUAUUUACAACGGUGACAUCCAAGAUUUGACUUUAGGCUAACACAAUUCUGGGGAGUAGGGCCCGACCACCAGCGACCCCCUCUGCCUUCACACAGACAUUUGGAUACAGGCUCUGGGACCGUUCCGUUGGAGCAGGAUGAGGGAGCCGUGGAGAGGCCUCUUGGCCCUGGGCCUUCUGGCCUGCUCUGCUCUGAGCCUCGGUGCUGUAAAUCCCUUUGCUGGACAGCAGGCCCCUCUGGACCCGUGCUAUGACGACACAGGAGCAGCACGCCGCUGCAUCCCCGAGUUCAUCAAUGCGGCAUUUGGCAAAGAGGUGAGCGUGUCCAGUGUGUGCGGCCGCCCCCCCUCUCGCUCCUGCAGUGUGGUGGAGCGAGGAGAUGACCGGCCGUCUGUUCGUACAUGUCAGAUCUGUGAUGCGGCCGAUCCUCGCCGUGCCCACCCACCCUCCUACCUCACAGACCUAAACUCUGCUCUGAACCUCACCUGUUGGCAAUCGCAAAACUUUAACACAUCCCCACACAACGUCACACUCACUUUGUCUCUGGGAAAGAAGUUUGAGAUCACCUACGUGAGUCUGCAGUUCUGCUCUCCACGCCCAGAAUCUCUGGCCAUUUACAAAAGCAUGGACUAUGGAAAGACCUGGAUGCCCUACCAGUUCUACUCGUCUCAGUGUCGCCGCAUGUACAACCGACCCAACAGAGCCACCAUCACCAAACUAAAUGAGCAGGAGGCCGUGUGCACAGACAGCCACACGGAGUUGCACUCUGCCUCAGGGGGUCUCAUCGCUUUCAGCACUCUGGACGGGCGACCCUCAGGGAAGGACUUCGACAGCAGCCCGGUCCUGCAGGAUUGGGUCACAGUGACUGACAUACGAGUGGUCUUCAGCCGCCCACAGAUGCCCCCACUGCCCAGGGACCACAGUGCGGGGAGAGAGGAGGAGCCUGUGGCCGUACCAUCCACUAUGGCCACUUACUUUUACGCAGUGGGAGACUUCCAGGUGGGAGGGAGGUGUAAAUGUAAUGGACAUGCCUCUCGCUGUCUAAAAGAUAAAGAAGGCAAACUGGUGUGUGACUGUAAGCAUAACACAGAGGGCCCAGAGUGUGACCGUUGUAAACCCUUCCACUACGACCGGCCGUGGCAGAGGGCCAGCGCCAGGGAGGCCAACGAGUGUCUGCCUUGUAACUGCAACCUGCACGCCCGCCGCUGCCGAUUCAACAUGGAGCUGUACAAGUUAUCAGGAAGAAAGAGCGGAGGAGUAUGUAUGAACUGUCGCCACAACACGGCAGGGCGACACUGUCACUACUGCAAAGAGGGGUACUACAGAGACAUGGCCCGACCCAUCACCCACCGGAGAGCAUGCAAAGCAUGUGACUGCCACCCGGUUGGAGCAGCGGGGAAGACGUGUAACCAGACCACCGGCCAGUGCCCCUGUAAGGACGGAGUGACCGGCAUCACCUGCAACCGCUGUGCCAAAGGGUACCAGCAGAGUCGCUCGCCCGUGGCACCUUGCAUCAAAAUCCCCGUGGUCAACCCAACAACAGCCGUGAGCAGCACCGAGGAGCCAGCAGACUGUGAAUCCUACUGCAAACCUGUCAAGGGAAACCUGAAAAUCAACAUGAAGAAAUAUUGUAAAAAGGAUUAUGCGGUGCAGGUGAAUGUUCUGGACAUGGACACGGUGGGAGACUGGGCCAAGUUUUCGGUCAACAUCGUGUCGGUGUACAAGAGCCGUGGGGAGCCCCUAAAACGCGGGGACAAUGUGCUGUGGGUGAACAUGAAGGACCUGGCCUGCAAAUGCCCCAAGAUCCAGAUAGGCAAGCGCUUCCUGGUUAUGGGCGGCAGCGAGGGCGGGGUCACGGCAGGAGUCGGUCCAGGGGCGGGGCCUGGCAGCGGAUCGACCAACCAGGUGACGGGAGCGGAGCGCGUAGGCCUGGUGGCGGAUAAGAACAGCUUGGUGAUCCAGUGGAGGGACGUUUGGGCGCGGCGUCUGAGGAAGUUCCAACGCAAAGAGAAGAAAGGGAAGUGUGGCAAAGCAUGAUGGGAAAACCUCUCCCCAUGUGAACCCUGGCAGGACAGCCCUGAGCCCUGGCCUGUCACUGGAACACUGCACACUACAGACUGCAUGUACCGAUUUUUUCUAAGGACCUCACCUGUGUAUAUUGUAUAAUUAUUAUGCUAUUUUUAUGUUCAUGUUUGUUAUUGUAUUGUCCAUGUGUUUUGGUUUGCGUUGGUUUGCCUUAAAAAGGGACCAUUAAAAAGGGUAUGAAGUGUCGACACAAAGUCCAUUCCCUUCACGACGACAGCACAAGUCUACUGUUGGCAGACCCACUGACCCUGUGCCCUCCCUCUAUCCACUCUGUGCACUCUGCUCUGAAGUCAGGCUGCUGCUGGGGCCAUUUCAAAGGAAACUCCAACUGAUCAUUGCAGUAGUCUUUUGCCGGGAGGAACCAAAGGCUUUCAUUCGACAGCACAAACCUUAGUCCUACCACCUGGAUUAUACUGUCUCUGUGUAUCUGUGUAAGAGCCCACAGUGUCUCUGAAGCAGCUAUCAGAAUCAUGAACAACCAUCAUGACUUUUGGAAGGAAAAGCAUUGUGGACAAACGGCUGGAUUCUCAGAACAAUAGCCAAUAUUCCAGGAGACUUUGUGCUUAAAGGGCAGUGUGGCCUCAAAUGUGUGUGGCCACUGUAGUCUCUCUUUAAAUAUAUGGAUUCUGUGUGUUUAGUGACUGGCGGACAUUUGUUUGCCAAAAGAAGAGAUUGAAACGAGAGUUCCUUUUCAUGCAGUCAAAGAGAAAACAAAGUGGGAUAAACAAGCAUGUUUGUCUCUAGUGUACUUUGACAAAAUGAAUGAGGCUGGAAACUUUUAGUGCUCACUGAUUGUAUUAUGACAUGAGAGUAUCCGAUUUCAUUCCUCAUGAACUUUGUUAUGUUUGCAUGUUUGUGGUUUGUGCUGGUCCAUCAAAACCAUGCAUUGUGCAUAGAACAGUUAACCCAAUCUGAACAUUCAGAUCCAAAGGAAAACCUCCCAAGUCAUCUCCCCUUAUGCCUCCCUGAACUGUCCCUGUCAUCCACUGCCAAAGAGGCAUAGUCACAUUUCAAUUCAAUUUCAUUCAGAGCUAUGUGAACCAGGAGCAACCCAAACCACAGAGAGCAGGCUUUUAUCUGCCCACUGCUGUUACUUCAUGUUGUAAAGCAUAUUAUAAUAGAUUUAAAGAGAGUGGAAGAUAAACAGAAGCAUGUCAUGCCAGUGCAGCAGUGAGCAUGCUGACAUGUUUCCUGGGACUGCGCCCUGUGUCUUACCCACACUCUGUGUCCAGUGUCUAAGACAAGUGACAGCUUGUGACAGCUCAUGUUUACUGUACUGCACUAUAGCAUUUAUCUGAAUGUAUGUGAAACUGUGAAGAGCUCACUCAAACAGGAGUCUUAAGCGAUUAGCUCCAUGCUAACUAAUGACAAUUAUAUAAAGCUACUCUGAGCUGUUAAUCUGCAUAUUUUCAAUAAUUCAACAACCAUAAUGAACCAUAUGAUGUGUUUGAGGAACAAAGAUGGAGAGCUCUGGUCUCUAUGACUUAGUCAUCAUCAUUAAGACUUCAUUAUUGACUUGACCUCAAGCCUUUGGUUUGAGAGGGCAUGAUUUACUUUAUUCAUCUCUUCUAUAGAAGACUUAUGACUCAGCUCUCACAUAAUAUAAUCAUGUCCAACUGACGGUGCAGAUGCUGAUUUGUAUUCUGAUCCAUUUAAUGAAAAAACCUCAGCCCAUACUCACAGUGAUAUGACCUGCUCCUUCUACUUACUUCAGUCAGACCUUCAGUUCACUUUUAGUCAGAUUUGAUAUUCAGCUGUAUGUCAGGCCUGAUCUGAAGCUGAUGACCUGGGCUUGGACUGACACAUAGAGUAGAACUAGAGGCCCAACUCAUAGAAUGUCCGUCUGGAGCGCUCCUCUCUCCACAGCUCCUUUCCUUUAGCAGGAUUUCACCAGACUGUAGCUCAUAUGUGCUGUGACAGACAGGUGCAUCUGCAGCAGCCACAGCCUCCUGGCUCUGUUAUGUGAGAGUGAGGCUGAUCAUGAUUAGCUAUGGUCCAGUUAUGUGCAUGCCCAGCCUGUUUGCUCGUCACAACAUCAUAGAGGAAGUGUGACAUCCCUGUAAAUCUGAGCUGUAGUCCUGUUUCCCACCCUCAACGCUGCAGAGAGAUAAGAGCGAGACAGAUGUUUGUGAAAGCUGUUUAGUUCGCCACAUAGGGAGCGUCAUCCUGUUGUUUUACGUUAACAAGCUGCACAGCUCGGCUGUGGAACUCUUUGCUUCCCUCCAUACCAAAUUUUACGAGGCAUACAGGUGUGUGUGUGUUUAAUGAAGCUAUCCACAGAAACAAAAGACUCACUUAUGAAGUUCCCCUCUCAGACGACAGUGUUCACUGUGUAGAUGAAGAAUUCCCUCAUACCACCAUGUCUGUAGUUGUAAAUACAUAUUUGUACCACUUGAUGUUGGGAUGUAAAAGCAGACUGUGUUACAUGGAUGUGGAAACAGGAACAUAUGCUUUUGUGAUCAGCCUGAAGAUGUGCUUCAAGUAUUCAGACCGAAUGUAAUUUUUUUGCUUGUUUGCAGAUUAUACUUCCUGUUGGGAUUAAAUUGUGACAGUGGCCAAUCGUUUUAACCACGACUUUGCAUUACAUUAUUCAUUGAAAUAGCAGUGCACCUACAGCACUGAUCUUGUUACACUGAUGUCUUCCUUGUACAUUUUCCCUUUAAGGCAACAAACCACUGACUUUUUAAUCUAUAAAAUAAAUUAUUAGCUAAUGAA
Molecule: messenger RNA, 5005 nt
Organism: Periophthalmus magnuspinnatus
Lineage: Eukaryota; Metazoa; Chordata; Actinopteri; Gobiiformes; Gobiidae
Gene: ntn2
Product: netrin 2
Exons: 7
Coding region: 344-2242 (632 amino acids)
Molecular function (GO): protein binding
Source: RefSeq, a predicted model, not a curated record